UCCCCGGAAGUUAUUGGGAUUUCUCUCGCGUCUCCGAGAUGGACGCUGGAGAGAGAGGCGGAAAUUGUCGUCGUCGGUGUCGUAACGAUUGGGAAUGACACUUGGGAUUCCAGACUGAUGGCGUCGGGUACAGCUAGCCGCUCUGAAGACGAAGAGUCUCUAGCAGGACAAAAAAGGAGCUCAUCGCAAGUAUCGGGUGCCAUUCCAAAACGACGUAGUUCAUCCAGGUUCAUCAAGCGGAAGAAGUUUGAUGAUGAGCUGGUAGAAAGCAGCCUUGCCAAAUCAUCCAGCCGGGCCAAAGGCCCUAGCGGGGUAGAGCCAGGACGCUGCUCUGGCAGUGAGCCGUCUUCUAGUGAAAAGAAGAAGGUGUCCAAGUCCAUCUCAGCCCCUGUCACUCCAAGCCCCGCUCCAAAUCCCAGCCUCACCAAGCGGAUGAAGAAGAGCAAGCAGCCCUUGCAGGUCACCAAGGAUUUGGGCCGCUGGAAACCCACUGAUGAUCUGUUGCUGAUCAAUGCUGUGCUUCAGACCAAUGAUCUGACUUCUGUCCACCUGGGAGUGAAGUUCAGCUGUCGCUUUAAUCUGCGAGAAAUCCAGGAGCGGUGGUAUGCUCUCCUCUAUGACCCUGUGAUUUCCAAGCUGUCUUGCCAAGCAAUGAGGCAGCUGCAUCCUGAAGCCAUUGCAUCUAUGCAGAGCAAAGUGCUAUUCAGCAAAGCAGAGGAACAGCUGCUAAGCAAAGUGGGAUCGACCAGUCAGCCUACUCUAGAUACAUUCCAGGAUCUGCUGCACAAACACCCGGAGGUUUUCUACCCUUCCCGCACUGCUAAAGUCUUGCAGACACACUGGCAGCUCAUGAAGCAGUACUACCUCCUGGAUGACCAGACAGUGCAGCCACUGCCCAAAGGAGACCAGGUGCUCAACUUCUCAGAUGCUGAAGAUAUGAUAGACGACAGCAAGCUGAAGGAUGUACGGGAUGAGGUGUUGGAACAUGAACUGACUGUGGCAGACCGGAGGCAGAAGCGUGAAAUUCGGCAGCUAGAGCAAGAGCUGCACAAAUGGCAAGUGCUGGUGGAUAGUAUAACAGGAAUGAGCUCCCCUGAUUUUGAUAACCAGACAUUGGCUGUGCUGCGUGGACGGAUGGUGCGCUACCUCAUGCGCUCCCGGGAGAUCACACUUGGCAGAGCCACCAAAGACAAUCAGAUUGAUGUAGAUCUGGCACUGGAGGGCCCUGCUUGGAAAAUCUCCCGCAAACAAGGUGUCAUCAAGCUGAAGAACAAUGGCGACUUCUUCUUGGCAAAUGAAGGCCGACGGCCCAUUUAUGUUGACGGGCGACCGGUGCUUUGUGGCAGCAAGUGGAAACUCAGCAAUAACUCAGUGGUUGAGAUUGCCAGCUUGCGCUUUGUUUUCCUCAUCAACCAAGACCUGAUUGCUCUUAUCAAGGCAGAAGCUGCCAAAAUUGCCCAGCCCUGAGGCUUGGAUCAAACCAAAGGACCCCAUACCUCUUCCAGCAAGGACUGCUGUUUUCUUUGCUGCUAAUGCCGUUUCCUCCAGUUUGCCUCCUUUGAGGUUAGGACACAAAGCUGUCAUGGGCCUUUUCUUUCAGCAUGGAGAAGCUCUGCUUCCUCUAGGAGCAGCUCCUCUGUGUGUGUGUGUGUGUGUGUGUGUGUGGGCACACGCUCACCCACUGGAGAGGGAGGUAGAGAGAGAGAGAGAGAGAGACUCAGGCUUAAACAGAGCCCUUUGGCUAACCGAAGCUCUUUACUGAUUGUCCUGGGUUGUAUGGGAAAUGGCUUGCUGCUUCUAUUGACUAUUGUGCUUCACUCUCUUUGGGACAGAGUGACAACAUUUUUGAGGAGGGGAUGUGGGCAGAGCCAGUGUCAAGCUACUAUAGUUAUCAGUUCUCUCGUCUGCACUGUAUUAGUACCAUUUCUAGAUGUCAGUUUUUCAGGUAUUGUCCAAUAGAAUCUCAGUUCCCUGUGUAUGAAAAAAAAUUGAGUGAUAAAUU
Molecule: messenger RNA, 2002 nt
Organism: Python bivittatus (Burmese python)
Lineage: Eukaryota; Metazoa; Chordata; Lepidosauria; Squamata; Pythonidae
Gene: MCRS1
Product: microspherule protein 1
Biological process (GO): positive regulation of transcription by RNA polymerase II
Cellular component (GO): Ino80 complex; NSL complex; MLL1 complex
Molecular function (GO): protein binding; G-quadruplex RNA binding
Source: RefSeq, a predicted model, not a curated record